Poecilia reticulata (guppy) is the source of this 1359-nucleotide messenger RNA. Its product is annotated as granzyme K-like. Gene Ontology annotation, molecular function: serine-type endopeptidase activity. NCBI's taxonomy places the organism in Eukaryota, Metazoa, Chordata, Actinopteri, Cyprinodontiformes, Poeciliidae. Gene Ontology annotation, biological process: proteolysis. The record is from RefSeq and is a predicted model, not a curated record.
UCUUGCGCUGAAAGAGAGUUGAGCAGGAGUUUAUUUAGGCAGCAACAGGUGGGAGGAAUCAGCAAUCAACAGCCAGUAGGAACGGGAAGAGCAGUUCUCCAAGUUGACAGUAUCUCUGAUAAAUAAUCAUGUAAGGUCUGGAAAAAGUUGCCACUUGUUUCCUCUCAGGGACUGUGUGAUGUCAAUAAAAUUAAAAACCUCCACCACAGUGGCCACCAUGAGAAGUGCUAAACAUUACCCCUUCAGAAGCGGUAGAUCUGACAUAAUUUCAUGAUCACACCUAUUUCGCCGAUUCAUACAUUUCCAUGGUCCACCCACAUCCUUUGAGACUACCACAUAAAGAGCAGGUUGAGCAUUGUGAGGGUCUUAACACGUCAAACACCCUGUUAGGAGGAAAUGUUCUCUCUGAGGGAUUUCAUUGGUUUCAUUCUCUCUGCCUCGUUUCUUAUCAAAUUCAGUCAUGGUUCUGAGAUUAUCAACGGGAGAGAAGUGGAGCCUCACUCGUUGCCCUACAUGGCUCUCCUGGAGUUAAGCACACCAGUCUGUGGGGGAAUAUUAAUUGAUCCAAAAUGGGUUCUGACUGCUGCACACUGCAAGAAGAUUAAGACUGUGUUGCUGGGGGUGCACUCCAUCAAAGAAAAGAAGAAGGAACAGCAGCUCAGGCAGAUCCGUAAGGUGAAGAGAAGUGUUCCUCAUCCUUGCUAUGAUAGCAAAGAAAGAAACAACGAUCUCAUGUUGCUCAAGCUGGACAAAGCAGUGAAGCAAACCAAAUGGGUGAAACCUCUCAAUCUGAAUAAAGUUGUCAAAGAGCCAGCAGCCGGUUCAGUCUGCAAGGUGGCUGGAUGGGGAAAAACCAAAACGGAUGCAACUACUAUGUCAGAUGUUUUGAUGUCGACCAAUGUGACUGUGAUCGACAGAAUGAAAUGCAACUCAAAAGAUUAUUACAAUCUUGCUCCUUAUAUAACUAAGAACAUGAUAUGCGCCGGGUGGAAUGGCAAAAUCAAAGCUGAUACUUGUCAGGGAGAUUCAGGAGGACCCAUAUUGUGCAAUGAAGAACUAGUUGGAGUUACGUCUUUUGGGCGUGACUGUGGAAUUCAAAACAAACCUGGAGUAUACGCUUUCCUCACUGAAGAUAACCUCAACUGGGUCAAGAAGACAAUGAAGACAAGUGAAUAAACCUAGUUUUUCAUCCUUGCUGUUUAACUCUUUCAAGCACUUUUACGAUUCCAUUUGAAUUUAACUUGCAUUAUGAUGCUGAAAGAUGUAUGUGCAGACAAGUGAACAAAAGACUGAGUUACAUCAAACCUUGAAAAUAGUUUCUGAAAACCUGUUUAAAAGAAUAAUGAAUAAAAUAUUAUA